Messenger RNA from Nerophis lumbriciformis (worm pipefish), 1770 nucleotides. The record is from RefSeq and is a predicted model, not a curated record. Lineage: Eukaryota; Metazoa; Chordata; Actinopteri; Syngnathiformes; Syngnathidae.
AUGAGUGAGGACGAGAAAACGAGAGGUUUGAUAACCGAUGUUCAAAUGACCCCUGGAAAGAUGGAUGUUGCGAGACCCAAAUGGAACGGGCGGCUGGAGUUCAUUCUGUCCACUGUGGGCUACGCGGUGGGGCUUGGCAAUGUUUGGAGGUUCCCCUACCUGUGCUACAGUAACGGUGGAGGAGCUUUUUUGGUUCCCUAUCUCACCAUGGUAAUCUUGUGUGGCAUCCCGCUACUGCUUAUGGAGUUUGCGAUCGGUCAGUUCACCCAUCUAGGGCCAGUGCACGCUUUAGCCAAAGUCUGCCCUCUGUUUAAAGGUGUCGGUCUUGCCACUGUGGUUAUCUCCUAUGUCUUCUGCACUUACUACAAUGUGCUCAUGAGCUGGGCCCUUUUCUAUUUGUUCAACUCCUUCGGAGCAACACCUCCAUGGAAGACAUGCGACAACAGUUGGAAUGUCUUUAAGAACUGUUCCAGUGGUUUACCUGGCAACACUUCAGAUCUGCAGUCGGCAAGCCAACAGUUCUUUGAUCACAGGCUUCUGAAGAAAACUAAUGGAAUUGAAAAUGUCGGUGACCUUCAGUGGGAACUCUUCGGCUAUCUCUUCCUUGCCUGGGUCAUUGUGUAUUUAUGCAUUUUUAAAGGAGUGAAAUCAACUGGAAAGGUGGUUUAUUUCACUGCUUUAUUUCCUUAUUUCAUCUUGUUCGCCCUGCUCAUUAACAACAUGCAACUACCUGGUGCCAAAGAGGGUGUCCUGUACUUCGUGACACCUGUCUGGAACAAACUUUUUGAAGUGAAGGUUUGGGUUCAUGCAGCUGCCCAAGUGUUUAAUUCCCUGGGAAUUGCUUUUGGUUCCAUGAUUUCAAUGGCAAGUUACAACAACUUCAACAACAACAUUGUGAGAGAUGCAUUGAUUGUAUCGUUCAUCAACUCAUUCACAAGCAUUCUGGCUGGCUUUGUGAUCUUCUCAGCUAUUGGCUUUAUGUCACACGUACAUAAUCUUCCAGUCAACAACAUAUCUACAGAUGGUCCCGGUCUUGUAUUUGUUGUGUACCCCGAAGUUCUUUCCACAAUGCCCGCUUUUCGACUGUGGGCUCCACUCUUCUUCAUUAUGCUGCUCUGUCUUGGUCUGGACAGCCAGUUUGCAACAGUUGAAGUGGCUUUGACAUUCAUAAAAGAUGAAUUUAGAGCCAAAGUCCUGCACUACCUCAAGAGGGAAGAGCUGCUGGCCCUGUUUGUCUGCAUUGUCAGCUUUCUUCUCGGGAUUCCACACGUUACUAAGGGAGGCAUAUACGUGUUUCAACUGAUGGACCACUACACUGCAGUGGUGUCCCUCAUGUUCUUGGCUUUCUUUGAGGUCAUAGCAGUCUGCUGGUUUUUUGGGGUCCCUCGCCUUUCACAUAUGAUCAAGAAGAUGCUAGGAAAGCGUGUGAACAUCUACUUCCGCAUCUGCUGGUUGCUUAUUUGUCCUUUGCUGGUGCUGUGCAUACUGGUUUCCAGUAUCAUCCAGUACACUCCUGUCAAGUAUGGGACGUAUAGGUACCCAUUGUGGGCCGAAUGGGUGGGUUGGGGCGUCUCACUGAUCUCCCUAAUAUGGAUUCCCAUUGGAGCUAUUCACGAGAUCUAUAACAACAAAGGCUCUUUUCUUUCGAGGAUCAAAACAGCUGUGACUACCACAAUAGACCCGGCCGGUGAGGAUCCUCUUCCUGAAAAACAAAACCUGAACAACCCAAUGGCUGAAAAAGCAAUCGAACACCUUACCACAACACUUUGA